AUGAAGUGGUUCGCAUCUCUCGUUGCUUUCGUCGCUGUCCAGGCUGCUGUUGCCUCUCCCAUCGAGAAACGCGCCUCUACAAAUGAUGUCGCGAAUGUAGGUUAUGCGACUCUCAACGGAGGAACAUCCGGUGGCUCUGGAGGAACUGUAACUACGGUUACCACCCUUGCUGCUCUUACCAGUGCGGUUACAGGCGACGCGAAGAAGAUUGUCAUCAUCUCUGGUACUAUCACUGGCAACACAGUUGUCAAGGUUGGAUCCAACACUUCAGUGUUAGGUGCUAGGGGAUCCGCCCUCAACGGCGUUGGACUGCGCGUCCUCUCGGUCUCGAACGUUAUCAUUCGUAACGUUAAGAUUUCAAAAGUCCUCGCAGAAGUUGGGGAUGCCCUUGGUAUUCAAGAUGCACACCAAGUCUGGAUUGACCACGCCGAUCUCUCCAGUGACCGUGACCAUGACAAGGUCUAUGACGGCCUUCUCGAUAUCACUCAUGGCUGCACUGGUGUCACUGUCUCCAACAGCAAGCUCUAUGACCACUGGAAGGCUUCCCUCGUCGGACACUCCGACAGCAACGGCGCCGAGGAUACCCCCAUUACUGUCACUUACGUCGGUAACUACUGGAGUAACCUUAACUCUCGUACACCCUCUUUCCGCUUUGGACACGGUCACAUCUUCAACAACUUCUUCGAGAACAACAGUGACGGUAUCAACACUCGUGAUGGGGCUCAGCUCUUGGUUGAGAACAACGUCUGGGUUGCUCCUAAGAAACCUCUCUAUUCUACAGACGGUGGCUUUGCUGUAGCCAAAGGAAACGACUUUGCUGGUGGAGAAAACACAGCUCCUGUCGGAAACUUUAACACUGCACCAUACUCUUACAGUUUAAUUGCUGUCGGCAGUGUCAAGUCUUCCGUCACUGCCAACGCGGGACAAACCUUGACCUUCUAA
Marasmius oreades (fairy-ring Marasmius) is the source of this 942-nucleotide messenger RNA. RefSeq lists its product as uncharacterized. Gene Ontology annotation, molecular function: pectate lyase activity. NCBI's taxonomy places the organism in Eukaryota, Fungi, Basidiomycota, Agaricomycetes, Agaricales, Marasmiaceae. The transcript is spliced from 8 exons. The record is from RefSeq and is a predicted model, not a curated record. Bases 1 to 942 code for a protein of 313 amino acids.